UGGCGAUCAGACUUUGUCCAAUGUUUCUCUGCUGUGUCACUUGCUAGCCAGAGGUCUGGCUCUUGUGGUCAUCCCAGUAGUCACUUACCUCUCUUUCUUCUACAUCCACUUGGCUUUGCUGUACCGUUCUGGGCCACAUGAUCAGAUCAUGAGCAGCACUUUCCAAGCAAGUUUGGAGGGUGGACUUGCUCGUAUCACUCAAGGCCAGCCACUGGAGGUGGCCUAUGGCUCCCAGAUAACCUUGCGGAACAUCUUGGGCAAGCCCAUGCCUUGCUGGCUGCAUUCUCACAAGAACACAUACCCCAUCAGGUAUGAAAAUGGCCGUGGAAGCUCCCAUCAGCAGCAGGUGACUUGCUACCCUUUCAAAGAUGUGAAUAACUGGUGGAUUGUGAAGGACCCUGGGAUGCAGCAGCUGGUGGUGAGC
This is a messenger RNA of Sceloporus undulatus (fence lizard), 424 nucleotides long. Its product is annotated as protein O-mannosyl-transferase 1-like. The record is from RefSeq and is a predicted model, not a curated record. Gene Ontology annotation, cellular component: endoplasmic reticulum. The annotation marks the transcript as partial. Lineage: Eukaryota; Metazoa; Chordata; Lepidosauria; Squamata; Phrynosomatidae. The transcript has 5 exons. Gene Ontology annotation, biological process: protein O-linked glycosylation via mannose. Gene Ontology annotation, molecular function: dolichyl-phosphate-mannose-protein mannosyltransferase activity.